Messenger RNA from Babesia sp. Xinjiang, 759 nucleotides. RefSeq lists its product as uncharacterized. NCBI's taxonomy places the organism in Eukaryota, Apicomplexa, Aconoidasida, Piroplasmida, Babesiidae. The record is from RefSeq and is a predicted model, not a curated record. Bases 1 to 759 code for a protein of 252 amino acids. The transcript has a single exon.
AUGGCAGGACCAUCUGAUGAAUUCCGUUCCUACAGCGAUGACGGUGAGUCUAUGGAAGCAGGGCUGCACACUGAAGGCGAUUGUAUAUUGGCAUCUGGAGAUGUUGGUACGUUUCGAACUAUAUAUGAUGCCAAAGGUGAAGAAAUUCACUUUGAAGAACGUGAUGAGAAAACAGGUAACUGGCUAAAACGCAAGAUAGACAAAGGGGUAUCUAUGAGCUCAUCACUACCAAUGUACAAAUCAUAUAUCGAACAUCAAAUUAUAUCUAAAGAUCCAAAAUAUGCUGCCGCACGUGGCACGACAAGAAGACUGAACAAGCGUGUACGACGAUUUCUUACCAUUAUGUUCUGUAUCGCUGUGGCAACUGUCACUAUUUUCGUUUCUACUAGGGUAAUCAACUGGGCGGAGGAACGUCGUGAAGCCACCCAAAACGCUGAAUCUGCAAGAGAAGAUGAAUUGGGACGUCUGAAACAGACUGUUGAAUCGCUACGUGUUGAGUUAAAUAAACUCAAGGAGACUUCAUAUGCCAACUCGGUCGCCAUAAAAGCAAUGACCAAUGGAGCAUUCAGAUUACCUGGAUCUGACGAUGCUGCUUCAAAGAAAUCGAAGUUUGGAAAGAAUAAACCAACAUUCAACCAAGGAGCUAUUCCUCAAAAUUUCGAUACUAAACAAUUUGCUCAAGCCAUGGAGAACCAAGGAAAGGGUACACCAACAAAAGUUGAUCUCAACCCUAUAAUGCAUGACGCAGCCAUUCAUUAA